AUGGUGACGUACCUUAAACUUGUAAUAUUUGAGACUGUGGACGAGUGCAAAGGAAAAACGCCGGGGAAACAAAAGUCUGGCGGUUUUGGAAAAGUGCAACAGAGUACCAGGACACUCGCAAAGCCCGUCUGCCAAGGUUAUCUUUGGGUCACUGGUGGGUAUGUAAUUUUCAUAGCCAGGGGCUUCCACACCCCCGUGACGGUUCUAAAGGAGAGCUUCGAUACGUGAACAUGUAUUAGAUGCAGGCAUGUCCCUUUUUGUCCCUUGACCCAAUAGCAAUGUAUUUUAGUCUUUUUUUCUGAUUUUCUCUGAGACGGUGUUGCCUUUUGUCAUCAAAUGCUUUCAGGGAAUGUGUGAAUAUACCUGAUAUAGUUUUACAGAUGCACGCAUGUACGAAAACGAAGGGUCUAACUCUUUUUGAUGACAUAAUUUUCAGUGAUAAAUUAAAUGUCAGCUUGUGAAUAAUUUAUGUAUGGUGUGUUUCUUUUUAUACUAAAUGUAUGUAGAUGCUUUUAUGCUCUGGUAGCAAACUAAUACUUACUUCAAUCGAACCGGUGCUUCAGUAGUCCGUCGCGAUUGAAUCACUGUUAACCACACAAGGAAUUUGUCCUUCUCCGAUGUAAAGAAUAAACGUUUCAACUGGAAACAACUAUUAAAAGAAGAAAUUCAUUUCUCGACGACCGCUGUGAUCGUGGAAGUGAGUUUUGCUAGUGCUAGAGUGAUUCGUUGAGGAGAAAAUUCUUAGACGGGCCUUUUUUUUUGUUUACUGUAUCCGGAAUCCGUAGACAGAAUUUUCUUGUUAUAUUCCGAGUAUGCCAAGAAAUAUUAUUUUCCCAGACAGAGACAGGAAAGGCAAACACAGGUGGAACGCGAGGCAAGGAUUUGACCAAUGCCCGAUUCGGAUGGUUUUAGUUUGCGUUGGAGAUUGUUUUGUCCCUAGUGACAGUUACACCAUUUCAUUUAUUCAUAUUGUUUGCUGAGUUUCACACAUUUGUCUAAAUAUUGUUCCUUAGCCUCCGAUCCUAUAAUAAAAAGAAGAGAUGCAAAAAUGGACCGGCAACAUUUAUGACUUAAAUCGCAAAGGACAAGGGAUUAGGUAAUGUAAAAGCACAGUGUAAGAAGUCCAGAAUGUUGCCGAAUUGGUAUAAUUAGUUUUAAUUAAGAGGAGGUUUGUAGUGCAAAGUCAAUAAGCUUUCUUCCAAGAUUCCCGCUUAGGCCAACUCUGUUUGGCGAAAUGUUUGUCCAGACGGUCUUUCAGAACUCUCGCAUAUGUUUACCAAUAGAAAUCAUGUCUGCAGUCACGUGGAAAACCAACAUUUGACAUGUUCUGUAGGCUGAUAUGAUGUGAUUAACUCCUUGAGUUGGUUGGUUUUGUUUUGAUUUUUUUCUGAAACUACCUCCAUGCGAUAACUUAAGAAGGCCAGAAAAUUGAUUCAUGAUUGAACGAACGAGAAGGAGUGUAAUUCCUUUGUAUUAUGGAAUAAACAGCAGCGUCGACUGGGUCAAAAAAUGGUUUUACAUAUAAAUAAUAGCUCUAAUGGACCUUUUUUUAAUAUAAUGCUUUUCUAUUCGUACCAUUUUAGUUGUUUUUAAAACCAAAGGAGGAAGUAAUUUUUACCAACUCUCCACCGACAAUUUCUUUAAAUCUACGAGAAGGAAUUUCAAAGUCUCGGAAUGAUACUAGCAAUGUUACUUCUCGGAAACACAAACCAAAACAAAUCAACAUAAAAACAAAGAAAAAACUCCUGGGUUCAAACCUUUCACAGUCCUUUCACAAAGAAAAAACUGUACUCUUUCGAUAGGCGCCCAUCCCUCGUUGCUGCUUCGGUGGUAAUUAAACAGCUCACUCACGUAGUCAACUGUGAUUAAACGCAUUGAUGGCAGUUCUAAGUUUAAUUUCAUAGAUAUAAAUCUUGUGGCUUGACCCUUUAAUGAACGUCUUCGCCAUAAUGUUUUUUUUUUUUAAUUCUUUCCGUUUUUCUUUGAGGUAAAUAUAAAGAGGAUAUUGCUAGCAAGAAUUUACUUGUUGAAAAUACUGUCAGCAAAAUUAUUAGAAAAUUUACAGUCACUCGCAAUAGCUUUUGUCUAGAAAUGAGGUGGCAAGUUAUAUAAGUAAUGGAUAUGGAAAAUUAUACACCGUCCGGUCCAAGCACUUACAUAAUUAUUCCUCGUUUAUUGAUCCUAGCAUCUUCUUUGUUCGACGUUAUCAAAAAUAUAUCUGACGUGUUUGAUGCACUCUGUACAAAAUAAGAGACAAAACUCAGUGAAAAAGAGUAAAACAAAAUGAUUAAUUACUGCAUCUUUUGAUUUAUUUGUCUACUUCUUAAAAAAAAAUUUUUAAAUUAUAUUUUCAUUUGAUGUUCAGCUUUUUCAGUUUGCAGCCGAGUGUUUUUAAUCCUACGGGGAAAAAGAAAGAUUAAAGAACGGAUCAUCAUCCAAGUCGCUUUAUUCAUACGGCUUACGAAUUUGCAAGUGAAUGGUAUUACGGUUUUUUUUCUAACAAAUGGUGUCUAUUGAAGGCAGAAAUUUAUCUCCUUUGAGUAAGUGAAGCUUUUUGGCAAACAUCAAAUGCAAAUUACGUUCACAUAAAAGAUGUUUACCAGUCUGAGAACAAUGGCACCGUUAAAGUAACCGGAGUUACGAAUGUGGCCGGCACAGGUUUGGACACAUCAAACGUGCAAAAAAUAAAAUAAGAUAAAGGCAAUCCUUUUUACUUGAAACAAAGCAAAUAUUUUCCUGAGAAACCAACCAGGGGCUCGUCGGAAUGUCGUCAAUCGCGUUAAGGCAACAAACUGAGUUUUGUCUUCAUGAAAUAUAUUCAUAACAUUGCACUCCAUAAACUUUGCGGUCUACGCACGGAGGUUUUUUUUUUUUGGCGUACUUACCUGUACAUUGUUUUUCUCAAAAUUUCACCGCCGAUUUAUUUUUCUGUUUGUAUUCAAAAUCGGAAUAACAAAUGAGCUAUAAAAAGGUGCAGACUGCGAUCUGCACUUUCUCAAACUUGGAAACAGACUGAAAUUGACACACGCUUCAUGGUAAAGACAUCAGUUGAAGAAUGGACAUAACACGUUUAGAUCUUCGCUGGAGAAGUAUCUACUUGCAGUCAGUCACCCUUGGAAUAAAUGUUAUUAUGAAGAAAACCAGGCUGUGAACAGGACAUUCUGAAUAGAAGCUGGUUAAUGUAAAGUUUUGAUUGUAUUUGUUUAAGUUAUGAAAACUGUGUUUCCAAAUAUAAGUAUCGUAUUGAAUCAAGAUCUAAAUCUGAGUCUUCAGAGGGAGUUCGAGGCCGUGACCUUACACAAGUUACAAUAACCUUGCUUUAAGUUGUAUUGAAUAUUGCCAUAUGUAUUGUGCACAGCUUUGCUCGUAUUUUCACCCAUGAAAGAGUUCGACAUUUCCCUAUUUAUCAGGGAUAUUCCCAACGAGGUGUCAAAGGACAACGCUUAUGACCGUGGAAAACGAAAUCAAAGUAAUUUAAGUCGGCAAUUUGCACUUUGUUAAAAGUAAACAUUAUACUUUUCAGUAUGUUGACGAUAUGCACAAAAAGAUUAUAGCAGCCUUUUCCAUUUUUCCUCUUCGAACAAUAUUUGAAGUGUUUUCUUUACUUUAAAUGAACAAUAGGACAACGCUAACUUGACAAAAAAGUGUGGGUCAAUGAAUUUCAUGAAUAAAUUAGGACUUUUCUGUUAGUGAAUCUAUAAUUUGGAAUUAGCAGCAAGGCUCGGAAAAACUAGUGCUUUGUCAAGUGUUUUGAAAAAUUAAGGAAAAGAUUUACGAUUUUAAAAAGUUCUUCCCAAAUUUUCCUUUGCGUAGGAUCUUUAUUUUACGAUUCAUAAGCGCAGAUUAGGUCUAAUCAUAGUUAUCAGUGUUUCUAUUGAUAACCGUGGACCACGACAAUUUCGAGAAUUGAGUACAUCGUUUAUUUUGAUCGUAAACAAACACAGAAUCAAGCUUUCCCUGGAGCAUUUUUCGUUGGUUGAACACGAAACAAUUUUUUUUUCUCGCUCUUUUUUUAAUAUCCGUUACUUGCUUUUUAAUUUCGAUUUUCCUUUCAGGUGGUUAUAGUCGUUGUUUUGAAAUUUGUGCUUUGAAUCAACUCACUUUAAUAUAUUAGUAAGCAGAGGAGUUUUGAGAGUAUAAACGUGAAACGUUCAGGAAAUUUAAAAGAAAUACUUUCAAUAACAAAUAUAGAAAAUAUUACAAAUUUGUUUAGAAGCCUGCAUGUUUGUAUAUAUUCACGGUAUCCACCAUUUUUCCUUUACUAGUAGUGUUUUUAAAAUGACACGAAAAUGUAUUGUCCCUCAAACAAGUGGGCUAAUGAAAGGAAAAGUUUUAGUUCAGUCGACUUAUAAACAGUGAAUUAUUCGAUAGCCCAGAAAAAAUAUUAUAAUGCACCUUUUCGCCAAAAGAAACUGUAUGUUCCUAUUCAAAGGAAAUCGUUUUCCUUGGAAUUGAUGUGUGUUUGAAGGAGUUCCCCUGAAUACAGUUUAAAUUGCAAUAGAAUCACAAGCAUCUGAUCAUGACCUUACCUUUCUAGUAACCGUUGGCUGGAAGACGUCUCGAAGCGUCGAUGUGAAUCGGGGCUGUGAUUUCAAUCUUAAAUACAACAAUUUUUAAGCCCUGCCUUAAGGUGUAAUAAAUGUUAGAAUACAUUACCAGUGACGUCUAAUAGAGAAGAUAAAAACUACCAUUAGCUUGCCAUAACUAAAUUAUAUUCAAGUCGCCCCUUGAAUGCCAUUAAGCUAUAUAUUGACAAAUGAUUUUACCAGAAUGAAGAAAAGAAUAUCUCUGCACGAAAGGAAGUAAGAUGCGUUAUAUAUGUUUUGAAUUUGUGCCAAACUUAUUAAGGAAAAAUAUAUCCUUUCGGUGUAACUGCUCUAUUCUUCUUAGGUGAUUCUGUUAAUCCCGUGAUAACACAAAAUGUUCUCUUGAUUUAACUAUGAAAAAGACUCGCCGAUUUUUUCCGACAUGUAAUAAAUUUUAAGAGCAACCUCCUUUUAAAAGAAGAUUAAACAUGCUUUGAUAAGUUCCACUAAUAUUCAAACCUACAGUCGUGGAUCAGUAGCCUGAAUAAGAGUUAAGAUGGCUAGUUUCACUGUCUUACUUUCACGUUACCAUAAGACCAUUUCAGACAGCAAUACAAGUGCGUCGCUUUCAUCGGCUUCUGCCCGUCCAUGCGUGUGGUAAAUUAAAUCUCUGAGCAUGCAUGUCAAAAAGCUUGAGAAUAACGCAAAUCUUGUUUGAUUUUAUUUUGCUAUGUCAUAAAAACCUUUACAAGCUAACAAUGUAUUUGCCCACUAACGAUGCACUCUUUUCUGAAAUAAUCCUGUGGGUCUAAUUGACUCAAUUGUUACGCAAAACACAUUAAAAUUAUUUUGUCUUAUUUUUGACAUCAUGUUUAAUGGCCACCUGCCACUAACCUUUACGCUGGAACUACAUUUGCACAGAAUAGGGCUGAUACAAAAGUGGUGAAAUAAGAUGUACGUGAAAGGCCAAAAAUUAUACGACGUCUUUAAAGGCGUUCAGGGUGCGUAGAGCUAAAGUUGUGAAGAAAAUCACAAAUACAGCGUACGAGGUCAAUUUUAUAUCUCUAUCUAAAUGCGCGUGGGAAAUAUGCUUCGCCGUGCAGAUUUCCAGCAAAAUUUUAUUUUAAUGACUUUCAAAGCCAUUCAGUAUAAAUUCAAAUGAGUGACAUCAAGCGGUUAAGGCAUAAUUCUUCCCAUAAACAAAUUUUUUUUUUAAAAAAAGGCAUAAUUUCGUUUUUUGUACAUCAUAUUUUUAUCUCCGCCUACUGAACCAGUGUUCAGUAUUUUUUUGCACAAGACACAGCAAGCAGCUUCUAAUAAAAAUAUUUCAAAGCACAAUCUAGCAGUAAAAGUAAACAUAUUGUAAACAAUGAGAUGCAUCAUUUAUUAACCUAAAUGUAGCUUUAUCAUAAAGAUUAUAAACAUCAGCAUCAGCCAUGACGGCAUUUCGAUUCUGAAUGUUAUAGAAUCUAACAAUUGCCACAAAUUGCUUUUUAUUACAAUUUAUAACCAAAUUUUAAGCUACAUCAUAUCAGCAAAUAAUGAUUAUCCUCCUCAUCAUCAUCAUAAUUAGAAUCGUAAUCAUAAUUUUUAAUAAUGUUAAUGAAAAUGACAAUAAAAUAGUAAAUGACAACUACAUGCAACUUUUUGGAUUUCAAUCUUGUCGCUUUUAUUUUGAAUUUAUCUCUGAUAAGAUAUAGCCAUUUGUACUCAGUUAUAAAUGUGAACAAAAUGCUUAGUUAAGAUUUCAGCGGAUGUGAAUUAAACGUAAUUUUUUGUUAUAUUGAAUAGAGAGAUGUCUGUUUGCGUGGUGAAACGCCCAGUGAUAAGUACAUUAACGGCACGCAAUGCGAGUAUAAAGGAUGCUUUCAGCAAGAAUAAUAAUCUGAUUCCAUAGUCGUAAACGAAGUGGUCGUGCCGCUUAAAUUGGUGUGCAUAACCCGCAACACGGAACAUUCUAUUAAAAUAAGUCAAAUGAAUCACAUAAGGGUUAGCGGUUUUGUUUGUUUUUUCCAUUCAGAUGGAGAUCGUUAGAGGUUGUUAAAAAUCCAGCGGAAGUGUGCUUUUUAUCAAUAGAAAUUCUCUUAAGAGCGGCCUGUAAUUGCUAAACAAUAUUUAAGGACGCUUACUAAUAGUCCAUCCUGGUCAGAACUGGCCUAGUUUCCCACGCAACCGUUUUUGUCUCGCCACGCAACGCUCUUCCCAAAGAGGAGCGUUGCGUGACGAGAACUAGCAAGCCAGACCGAUCAUCUUGAAAAUAAAAUCCUUUUAGGAGAGUUUUCGCAAAAGACCCAGCACUACCGUGCAUAGUGUUAAAAAAGAGCAACCUUGCUGGAUAGUUCUGAUUAAUAGUGGAAUUCUCUUUUGGAAUUAAAUGUGCUUGUCUAGCCGGCCAAUUCCCACUGUGAUAACAGGGUUCGAAAUUAACUUUUGAACUAGGUUGCCCAUGGGGCAACCAUUUUUUCACUUCUAGGCGUCCAAGGUGAAAUCUAGGCGUCACAUAAACUAAGGGACUAAAAACUUGUAAUAUACAUUAGAAAAAGCCUGUCAGUGACUAAUACAUGGCAUGGUUUAAUGAUAGUUAAGAAUAGUUAAGCCAUUGACGGCCUUUCUUCCAUUGCGUUUGAAAUGUUCGCAUCGGGCGUUUUGUUUAGGUUUAGACAAUUCUGCCUCUGCUCGAGUUUUCUUGCUUGCUGAAAGUUCUUCAGUCUCUUUUUCAGAAAAUGCGUUACAUAGUUCCUUUCAUUUCCUUUGAACUUCUUUCUCGUUGUCUGAUGUGCGUAAAUACUGCAACAAACUGUUCUGCUUUAGUGAGUCCGCCAUGAUUUUAAAAGAAGCACAUGGCAUGUACAUCCGGGAAUUUUCUUAGAGCUUGGGUGUUAGUCCUACUGCGCAGCGGUAAACGCAAAACAAGAUGGCGGACAAUUACUCCGUACACGUACGCUAGGUACGUAUGAAUUGUAAAGAAAAGGAAAAGAAGUGAUAAUUUUUACAGACUUAGUUUACCAUUUAUCAAGCAGAAAUACUGACUUAGGAUUAUAAUUUUCCAUUAUAAUGAUAAUUGUUCAUAUCUUAAGUUAGCGGACAGUUUCUGUAAAUGGACAGCUAAAUUCUAGUCGUCCAAGGGGCAACCAUGUUCAGAGAUUUGGUCGUCAGGGUCAAAUUUUGGUCGUCUCUGACGACUGGACGCCCGUUAAUUGCGAACCCUGGAUAAGCGCCCUAAGUUUUUCGAACCGUGGCGACUGUGAAACUGUAUUUUUAGUUUGCAUUUUGUAUUGAGUAUUUCAGUUAUGCUAUCACUGCUUGUGUCGCGAUCGGUCUUCUAUAACAGUGGUGGUGAUAAUGAAAGGGGGGCUUAGGAUUUUCGGUUUUGGCCAUUUUUAGGUCGGUUUUUCGGUUUUUGCACUGAAAACCUUUUUGUUGUCCGUAAUGAUUCCGGUUUUUUUGGGCAAAAGUACAGCAGGUUAGAUUCCUCUGUGGGUCUCUAUGCAGUCAGAUGUUAGGCUAUUUUAUAUGUUUCUAUUUUACAGUCAAUCCAGGUUAAACUGCAAUGUGGGAUUCUGUAUUUUUGAUUGAGGUUUACAGCUAUAGGAGAGCUUUUUACAAACGCAAAAUUUCGCCCAUUGUCCUCUAUUGCUAUUCAAUCGAAGAUCUUUGUGAAUUCGCGUAGACGAUCGUAGGGCAGAUAUGCCGGUUUUACUACCAUAACAUUCAUAGAUAGUGCUAAUACUGUGAUGAUAUUAAUAUCUAGAAUGAUGAUGUGAUAUUUUUUAGUCGGCAAAAUUGAAGAACAGCUCCCCGAGUCUACCGACAGACGGCCGACAGACUUUUUGGGGAACUGUUCUUCAAAUUUACCGUUUUGUCCCUAUGUUCCAGAUAUAACUAUAACGUUUGGCAUCUAGACUAGGGUUUUGAAAAUUGAGCUGUAUAAAUCUUCGGUUAUAUAUGAUGGUUUUGUAUUCGGUUUUCGGUCUGAUUGAAAUCUAUCACGGUUUUUCGGUUUUGGGUAAUUUUUAGAGCGGUUUUUCGGUUUUCUAUAGACCCCAACGCCCCCCUCGAUAAUUGGUAGUAGAAGUGGUUAUCAGUGCGGAAUAUUAUUUUUCAGCAAACUAAGGCAUAUUGAUUAGGUCACAAAAUGUUGGGCGAACUGAGAUAUACUUUUUGUCGCCUGUGUCACUGCCUGAAUAAACAUCAUUCCCAUAUCUUCUUUGGGUUAAAAUCCAGCAUCGCUUGUGCCGUUUCGCAUAUGCCACCUAGCCAUCCCCAUCCCCCUCUUAGAAGUAUGCAUGAUGUUUGACACAUGGACAUACAGUGGAACCUCGGAACCUCGAUAUAACGAAGGGCUAAGGGACUGGCAAAAUUUGUUCGCUAUACCGAGGUUUCGUGGUUAUAUCUAGGUUCUUUUUGACACAUUUCACUAUUACUGGGGUAAAGAAAAUCGUUCCUUAUACCAAGGACUUGGUUAUAUAGAGGUUCGUUAUAUCGAGGUUCCACUGUAUAACGAAACCUCGGUAAAGCGAACAAAUUUUGCCACUUCCUUGGCCCUUCGUUAUAUCGAGGUUCCACUGUAAAAGACCAGUUUUGAUAUGAUAAAAUUCAUACUUGGCUGCAAGGCUUGCGGGAAUAAAACAAAAGAAAUCGUCUGGAGACUUAGCAAUGAAUAAUACAUUUCUUUUGUUUUGUUGCCCCAAGCCUCGGAGCCAAGUAUGAAUUUAAAUACAUCGAAACUGAUCUGUUUAACCCUUUAUCCCUAAGAGUGAUCAACAUCAAGUUUCUCCUUGUAAUAUCAAUGCUUUGUAAAACAGAGUGGUCAUGAGAAUUACGGACAUGAUCACCAAAACUUAAACGUGUUUAAUGGCCGUUUUAGUUAAGGUGUUUCGAUACAGUUUUCGGAGACCAUACCGAUUUUCCUCAAACGCUUUUGAGGUGCUUUUAUCCUUGUCCGGUCGCUAUAAAAUUUUCUCCACUGACUGAUUUUGGAUUGAGCUUCUAGGUAAAAUCGAUAUCACCAUGACAGCAAUUAACAAAAAACUAGAUCUAGACCUACUACUGAAAAUCCGACACCAGAAACGUAAAGUUUGGUGUUCAGCAAAUAAACUCCGUGAGAAGUAAAAGAUUCUGUGUUUAAAUCAAAUAAAACGUAACUAUAUUUCAAACCUUAUAUUUUCAAUGUAUUGCAAACGUAAUAAUCACAUUGAAGAAGCUUUUUUAUUUUUUAUAUUUUAUUUUUUUAAUAGAAGGUAUUAACUACCCUUUACGUUUUUGUCUUUCUGAUGUUUGGGCUAUUUAACUAGGAGUAACUCCAAUUUGUUUAGCUGCCCAGUUCUACAAACAAGCUAUUUUCUUUCAGAUCAACAGUUUAUUUAAGGCUGUGAAAGUUUCGCACUUAGUAAGUUGAACUUCGUAAAUAUUUCUCUGGUAUAGUUAAAAAUCUAUACUUAGGAGAUUUUUUAACACCUUUGAUUUCUUAUCCUUGGUUAGUCCCGAGCAGCUGAAAAAAUCAUACAUUUUGUCAGCGAUGCUCUGAUUGUUUAUUUUCAUCAUCUCUAUACAUUAUACUGUACGUAAUUGUUCUCGAGUUGGAUCGAGUAAAGUUCUGGUCGUGAAAAAGUUCAGUGACAAAGAUGAAAGAAGGGGAUCACCAACGAGAAAAGACUCUUCUUACUCGAUAUCAAGAACAUAACGCGGAGCAUCUCUGGUGCCCGGUGCAUUGGCGACUUAUAGGGUACGUAUUCAGUUAUCGAAAUCAUUCGGAAACAAUCCAAAAGUUCUACCUUCUCGGUAGAUAGAAAAUGAGUUCACCUAUAAUUCCAAGAAUGAAUGAUCAGGCAAAGGUGACAUAUUUCUCAUGGAAUCUAAUAUUUCAUGCUUGAGGAUUUUUUGUAUUUCUGUGGACAUGAUCGUUAUCUGUACCUUUGGGAGUUAAUUAAGUUUAGCCUUUGGUAAGAAUGAAAGAGCUUUAUGAGUUGUUUCAACUUAUAAACCAAUGAAAUAAGCAAGCUACUGUGAGCCAAUAGAUUUCAAUAAAACUAGGAAUUUGAUUAACCAUCUCUGAGAAAAAAAGCGCAUUUUCACCAAUCCCUCCUUUCUGGAACCGUUUUUUGCCAAUUAUCAUUUAAAUAGCUAAAGAUCAGAUUUGCCACUCUUGUUGCCUAUGGAUGUAAUAAAGCUUCACUUUUGUUUUUGGCGCUUGUGCAUAAAGCAAAAUUUGGAAUUUUUUGCGAAUCUAUUUCGAUCCUUCUUUCUUGCUCUCUAUCUUUCCUUUCCUUACCUUCCCUAUUUCUAGAUUUGUUGCCCAUUUUAUCGUCUUUCUUUACCAUGGAAUUGUGACUGGCUAACCUUCUAGGAUAGGGGAAAAUAUUUUUUGGAAAGACUAGAAGGUGAUCACCGAAAUUGGUAGUGGACUUUGUCCCUAAAUUUUAGUCAUUUUACUGGGUUUUUGUGUAUAACUCUAACAGAAUUGGUCAGAGUUUACAAAUUGAGGCAUCUUUUCAAAGUUCUAUCCUCCUUGAAUACGUUCCAUCGGCCCAGACGCGCAUAAUCUGCGUUGUUCAUAUUGAACCGAAUUGACCCGAUCCGUAGCCAGGGGAAUUAAUUGGCACUGGUUCAACUCUUGCAGAUUCGGACGGAAGUGGAAUCCCGCAGAAUUACACGACAUCCCACCGACAUGAUAUGGUCUUUGCAACCUACAUAGCACAAAUUAAAAAAUUAAAAAGGAGAAACGAUCUACUCACGUGGCUGCAUGGAGGAACCAACUGCGACCUGCAGAGAUUUUAGAGAACAGUUUGGCGCAGUGGACUUUGGGUACCCCAAGUGGCAUAACAUAAGUGAUGGGUAAUUGCGAUAUGCGGAUGAAAGGAAUGAAGAAGACAAAGGGACGAACUUCCAUACAAGACCUUGAGAACAGUCUGGAAAGCAUAAUGCCGUCAGGAUGGACUUUGUCGAAACUUGAAAGAAAAGGCUCACCAAACAGCAGAGGAUCAAUGGAAUUUGACUUUAUAUCACUUAACUUAGAACUCUUACUGUGUUUGCAGCACCAACGUUCUUUAUUGUUAUUAUAAUUGUUAUUGUUAUUAUUAUUAUUAUUAUUAUUAUUAUUAUAAUUAAAGGUUUUGAUUACAUUAUAAAUAACAUAUUUAUUAUGUACUAUAGGUUAAAAAAUUACGGUUACUUUAAACAAAACGCCGCUAACCUAUCGUGCGCACUCCAUUUAUCUUGGAACAGAUAUUAACAAGUGCCUGGUCAAUAACGGUGGAUGUAGUCAUUACUGCAAGAAAUGGGGUUCUAUCUAUGUCUGUACCUGCCCCGCUGGUUAUGAAGUGGAUUCUUCAGAUAAGAAUUGCAUUGGUAACAAAAUGACAAGUUUCAAUAAUUCAUUUUCAAUUUUUGGGUCGCGCUUUGUUUACUUCUUCAGUUCUAGUUGCUGUAUUUCCACCCUGCCAGCAGAUUGUUCUUCCUCUAGCUCGAUUUUGGCUUACCCGAGAAUUGUUUUGCAUGAAUCGAGUAAGAUCUUUGUUGAACAUUCGCUGCAUUUUGCUCGGAAACAGUCUCGAACCCGGGCCUUAUAUAGCCGUGCACGUGGUACAGCGGGCUCAGUUAUGACCAUCGGUUUACCAUUAAACGGAUGCUUGCACUCGGAAAACCAGUUUGACGAGAGAAAACAAGAUUGACUUGUCCAGAAAUUGGGCUGCGGUGACUUCAAAGGCUUGACGCGAUUCCUCAUGCCAGUCUAGAAGGCUCUGCCCGCAGAGUGCUGCAUUUUAAUCACAGGUCAUAAGAACUUAAAUAUCUCUUGUUCGCUUGUUUGUUUCAACUUCUGCUACGCUGUUUGAAUGAAAUUGGAAGCUCUAAACAAAUUAGAGCACUGUUUAAUUGUCAGCCGGAGACUUUUGUUGUGGACCAAGUGGUUUAUCUUGCGAUUAAAGGUUCCUUCGAUCUUCCUAAAAUAACCGAGACUAGGAAAGAAUGGGUUGCGUAACUUAUUUCAUAAAAAGAGAAAAACGGAAACUUGGUAACUGCAGGAUUUUAUUUUUCCAACCUUACCGCUGACUAAUACGCGAAGUGAAAAAUGAUUUUUUUCCAUUUAAUUUUAACAGACAGAGAUGAGUGCGCACUCGCCAAUGGAGGAUGCGAACACAGUUGUUCAAAUGCUGAUGGAAGCUACACUUGUUCGUGUAAUAGUGGAUUUAAGCUGAACGCUAACGGUUUAACCUGUGAAGGUGAACAGAAAUCUCGCACCCUCGUCAUAAUCUGUUUUAAAGUUUGAAUCUCAGUAUGAGACCAGUGCUAUUCUUCUGUUAAAUUAAAGCUUUCGGGGCUUUGUCAGUUUUUCUUUGACUUUUUUAUCUAUUCAGUUUUAGUUAUUUUAUUCACAACCAUACACAUUUUAUCGUGUUUAUGUUUUUGAAUCAUACUUUGUUUUAUUUCUUGAAUGUGUUUUAAGAGAAAGUGUUCAUUGAAACGAGAUGUUGGUUAACCGAGUGGCCCGCCCUUUGUAUGAAAAGAUUAAUUUUUGCUAAUCAAUAGAUACGUAUUGAUGAAAUUUAGUGAUUUGUGGUUGCUAAGGUACGAUUUAUGACAUUCAAACCAUGGUGGAAUAUGAAUUUGCAGGUUUAAAGUAAAUUAAAAAUAUUUUUUUCCAUUUGAAGAUAUUGAUGAAUGCAAGGAUGGUUCAGCCAUGUGUGACCCAGAGAGCACUAUUUGUGUAAACCUUGUUCCCUCAUAUAAGUGUAUUUGCAAGAUCGGAUAUACCACGAUGUACUACAGUGACUCAACUCCUGAUGCCUACAACUGCAAAGGUACUGGGGUAAAAAAUACCUUUUUUCUGUCAGUUGGCAAGAUCCCAUCACACUGGACGUUCCAUUGCUCGUUGGUCGUUCCGUCUAUUUUUACUUCACUUGCCCAGAAACGUCCGCAUAAUCCAACAUGGCGGUUUAUCUUCAUAAAAAGAUACUCCUUGACUAUUUGACUUCCAAGUUUUUUAGGCCUUGUUCGAAAGUGUAUAGUGUUAUCCACUGAAAUGUUCUCUAUCUAAGGAAUAUUGCAAUUUGCUUUCCAGUGACGCUUUUCGAGAGACAGAUCCCUUAAAAGAAAGAGGAAAAUUGGGAGUUUAUAAACAACUCAAUUAUUUCCCGAUUUGCCAUGUAUUCUCCACCAUUUGAAAGAGUCCUUGGCACGAAGUUAUAUACCAUGUCCAAGAUGAAGCCGGAAAGCACAGCAAAACAAAUGCGAUGUUUACUUACUGCGGUCUAAAAUAGGGGUUAAUUAGCCACCAAAUAUACCCUUUCUAAAUCCGAUUGUGAAAGUGAGGGCGUUUUAUAUUUAGCGGUAGGAACGCUGUUAUCCAUUCCGCUUUCCAAACAAAUACCAUGAGACUAUCAGCGGAUGAAGCUACUUAAGCAAAACGGGAGCAAAAGCUUCACUUUGUUUUGGUAAGGUUGUCUUUGCCACAGGGUUGAUACGGGGGUUAUUCCAGAGGCGCGGCAGUGACUCUCACAACCAAAUAAGUACUAUGUUAAUAUACUUUAUUUCUGAGUGACUUACUCUUUCACUUCAGAAUUCUUCAUUUACUUAGCAAAGUCCUUCCUCAAGUUAACCUUCUUCUUGGUAGUUCUCUUUCUUCCUCUUUUUCUAUAACUGCUUACUCCUUCUUCUAAAAGCUUACUUUUCAACAGCUCUCUAUUUAUUUGUUUGGUUGUCCAUACGGUUUAAUAAUAAUGCGUAGGAUACAAUUACGUUCUAAUUAGCAUACGAUUAAUUCGUAACCUAAAAUUUCUUUGAAAAGCUUUUCUUCAGUUCUGGAGCAGGAUAACUACUAAGGAAAACUAACUAAGUAAAGUUCAGUAAAAGAAACACGCUUUUGCACAGUUACUUUAAAGUUGUUUGGACCUUUUAAAGGUAAAACUCAAAGAUACAAGCUUCGUUAAUGGUAAACAAAGGACGACUCCCAUAUUCAUAAAUGUGGAAACAAGAUAAAUAGAUGGGACAAAACUUCCUACCUUUAAUUAAUGAAUACCUAAAAACGGAAGAUUUUGUCAACAAACACUAGCCUUAAAACUCAAGUUUCUUCGUAAAUUACUUAAAGUGUCCAUUAAAAGAUAAGUAUUUUCCGAGGGACAUCAAGUCAGGAGACAUGAUGUCCCAUUCUCAAAAACCUUAUUUACUCACGAACACACGAAAUGAGAAAGUCUUAACUUAAGCUCAUUUCAAACAUCGUGCUACAGCCGUGCCAAGCUGGCUCGACUGUAGCACGACACUAGUACGACUUGGUUUCAGAUUAAUUCAGUCGAAUAGAACGGCUGUUGCCGAAAACAAAACACAAAAAAGUAGAAACGGUUUAGCAAACUUUUAAAUGUAUUCUAAUGUAUUUAUAAUUUAUGAAUUGAGUUUGGCACGGCGGUAACACGACGUUUGAAACGGGCCUUAGUUACAAUCCUAAAGUCAUGGAAUGCAGAAAGAGCGAUUUUAAGGUACAUGCGGGUAUAGAUGGGAGUUACCCUUGGUUAGUAACUAACUAAAGAAUGACGUACAUGUUCUGAUUCCGUGCGAGAUGCAGGGAAGCACACUUUUUAACAUUUGUUCUUCUAAAUAAAGAGUUUAUUAGCAAAUUUGCUUUUUAUCUUAUUUCAUACUUAUUAAUGAACAGUGAAAAUGUUCCGGAAUCUAAAAAGCUUCCUACAACGAUAUAUGUCAAUAUUCAUUUCAACUUGAUCAAAUAAAAUUUGUCAGCAAUCAAUCAAGAUCACUUUUCAUGCUUCACUUUUUUAUAUUUUAAAUGUUGUUUAUUAGUAUUAUGUUUGACUUAUUCCGUAAGGGAUACAUUUGGCUAAAUCGGGUGAAAAAUCGGUUUCCCUUUAAAGACCAUUGGGAAGAUAUAUAGGACUUCCAUUAGCUUAUAAUUUUUUUGAUAAAUCGAGGAGAUAAGUCCCGUGACAGGGUAAUCAGUUUAACUACUGUCACUUGCUCCCCUCUUAAAAUAAAGUCUAUUAAUUGACUGAUUGAUUGAUUUGCGAAACUAAUUGUUGUAUAAACUUUACGGCUGAAUCUAAUAUAGUGUCAUUGUUAUCUGACUGUAGCUAAGACCUGUCCAGCCCUGAUUGAAGUUCCAGGAACCAGCGUCUCUCCCAGCUCAUGCUUGCAAGAUGAAGGCAGCUUUUUUGGUGAUGUGUGCACAUUCAGUUGUAAACCUGGUUAUGAACUACCCAGUCGCCUGAACACUCUGAGUUGCCUUUCGACCGGAAGUUGGAAUGGCUCCGUAGUCAACUGCAGAAGUAAGUAACCCCUGAACUAAGCAAAUUAAAGUCACAAUGAGCUAUUGAACUUUGUAAAUGAAUUAUGAAAUAAGGAUGGCAAUGUUCUAGUUUUCAGUUUAGUACCAUCACGUCCAAAAAUGCAUCUGUGUUGUGCUGGCUUUAGAAGCAUAAACCAAGAAACUUUCCUCCACAACAAAUACAACUUAGAAGCCUAUGAUGCAGGUCUGACGACAGGUGACCUUAACGAGCUGGUGUUGAAACAAUUUAUGAAAUUCUUUGGGUGGUUACGGAUUCCAUUGUGACUCGACUGCGGUUUCGAUCGCGAGGACCUGAAAAAGUUAUUGGUUGAGGCUGAGUAUGAUUUGAAGAAUUAUGCAGAUCGGGGCUAGUGUUAUCCUCCAAGGCCAACAUCCUUCGAGAUCUGCAUAAUUCUUCAUAUAGUACGAAAGCCGAAUCUAAUAAUUAGGUUAUUAUUCAUUCUAAAAAUUUCAUACUUUUUACCUCGAUGAUCAUUUGUCUUUUCCUCGAAAAAGACAUAAAGGAAUGUGUGGUUUAGCAGAUAUUCUUCAAAUAGCAGUUGUCAUCCGUCGAGUUGUAUUUUUUCUGUUUUUGCUAUGUUUGUAGGCUGUAUUUCGACUAUUUCUUUUUCGCAAGCAAAACGCACAUAGUUUUCCGCCAUUUUCCCCAGCUCUACAAAAUGGCUCAGCGAACGUAACGUCACGUCUCCAGGGCGUGUAUGCUGCCCUCCCUUUUCUUGGUGAUAUCCUGUAUUAUUGAUAUCACAACGUCUUUCGAUUUUGGUCAGUGCUCGCUAGCUAUUGCUGUUGAUGACAUUGUUAAGUAGCCAAAGUAGUAGUGAAGAUUGUUUUUGCAGCUGUUUUGUGACUUACCUUUUAAUGAGAGCGUUGUAAAAGUUUCGCUUUAUGAUUUCUUUAACCAGGAAUUAGUUGUCCGAGGCUGGCUCCCCCUUCUAAUGGCGAUGUUGUUCCAGAAACUUGCAAGGCAGAUGGGCACAUUUACAACGAGACAUGCCAUUACACAUGUUCAUCUGGCUAUCAGUUGUCAGGGGUAACGAAGACAACGUGCCAAAGUGACGGGCAAUGGGACGAAGAAGAGGGACCUACGUGCCAGAAAGGUAAUAAAAGCCAGAAUCGAUGUAUAUUGGGGGAAUCUUAGCUUGCCAAUGUUGCUUCAUGAGUCUAUUCUCUAUCCCUAUUUCCUACCAGGCUAUAAAUACAAAAGCCAUAACAAAAAUUACCCAUUUACAUAGGUGACUCCCUGGUUACCUUUAGAUACAGAUUUUGUUAAAACGGAAUUCUAAGAACCACCACCACCACCACCAACUACAACAAGCUCUAUUGGCAUGGCCAUACAGGUGACCAUACAUGUACAUACAGCAUAGCAAAAUCUAUAUAUAUUUUAAAAAGGUGGGGGGUGAUUUCUAUAUUGGACGGCAAUUAAGUUACUUCUAGUAUACUUUUAUCCAAAUAAAUUCUUUGGCAAGAAGUUAAUCUUCCCCAUUGAGGCAUAUUUUUCACCAUAGGUGGUUGUUGUUGUUGUUUUUUUUUUCCAUUUCUUUUCUUUUUCCAUAUAAAAAAGAGAAAGCGCUGAUAAACACACAUUUUUAUCAGUAAGAUCCUUUUGGAUGAAUUUACCUUGGUAAUGAUAAUAAUACUGUGCGACAAUCACUUUACCGUGGUUUCCACUCUCGCGUACUUUUUUUACCUGCGUAAUUGAAAAUAAACGAAAUGUAUGGAAGGCACGCGGGACCUUACAUGCAUUGCCUCUAUUUUAUUUACGCAAGUAAAGACUACGCAACGGUGGAAAUCCACGCUAGAAAGUAUAUUGUGAGGUUAACGCAUUUCUUUCGCGUACAGUCUUCCUGGAUCCUUGGAUCACGUGCCCAGAUAACGUGGUGGUGACUCUCUCUCCCGGCGCAAACACCUCCGAUGUCUCCGCCUUAUUAGAGAGCCCACUAUCCAAUCAGCCAGCGGAGAGGAUAACAGUCAAACCAUUGCAAUACAGAAAUAGUAAAAUCUUCCCAGCGGGUUCAACGACUUUGACCUACACUGCUAAAAACCAAAAUGGAAAGAGAGCAAAAUGCAAGGUCGCUGUUAUCGUUCAAGGUAUCCAAUGACCAUAUCCUUGUUGUCAUGCAUCACUGUACGACAGUCAGAAUUUCAACCUACCCUUUAGAAAAUGCGUGGGAGGGGUGGGUAAAUGGAAAACCCCUAGGUCGAGGUUACAAGAAUUUCCACAAAUGAGAGCUGUUUUUCUUUAAUCCUCCCUGGAGAAUUGUGGUGUUUUUGAGUAAAAUGAAAUCGCACUGAAAGUAUGGUCAAUUUUUAGUGACAAUCGUUUCAGUAAAAAAAAGCCGUUUCAGUCUAAGCAGUAUAGAGAAUGUUUGUUACAUAAAGUAUAACGGCCCUAGUUGCUACUAAUUCAAGAGCCCAGGGGUAGAGAGGAUGAACUUGUAAACAGAACGUCUAAGGUUCAACUUUGUUGGAAGACCGCGGAUUUUUUCCGCCUGUGUCACUGACUGAAUUAUAGCGUCAUUUUCUACAGAGCGUUGAAUAGAACAUAUUCAAUGAUUCGUUUUUCCUUUAAUCGAGGAAAUUGAAAACAAUUGGGGAAACGUUUCCAGUUUUGAAAAUUUCUAAGAGCAAUUUGCCAACCGUAAAAACGUACCUCUACUUGUUUAUGGUGGUAGGCCUUUGCUUUCCCAGCCUCAAAUGCACCUGCCGUUUCGGACUUUCUGACCUUACACCAAUGAGUUGAUAUAGAACUUAACACCUAAUAUAAUUGCAAAGAGAUUUGACCCAUUGGUUGGACUAUUGCCUUAUUUCUUAUAUUAGUUUCAUUCUUUUUUUUCAAUUCCAAACUAGAGGGAUUGACAGAGUUUAAAAAAUGCACUUUGUUUGUAUGAGUGUCACUGUAUUUAGCACGAAAGGUCUAAUUGGGUACACUACUUUUACGUCUCCUACUGGAGACGUAACUGCCAUUUUAAGUGGUCAUCCGAGCCACGGGAAGGUCUAGCCGAUUGAAGUGCAAAGGGUCUCUCAGUACCUUCGAGUAUUUGUCCGAGCCCAGCGAUCGAAUCCACGACCUCCCGCUCUGCAGUCAAGCGCUCUAAUGACUGAGCUAAUCCUGCCGCUUCCAAUUUAUAGAUUUCUUUUUGACUUAUGCCUUUUCCUUUCUUACUUGCAACAGACAAAGAGAAACCAGCGUUUUCUACCUGCCCAAGAAACAUCUACGUAACAACUACAGAGAACUUCAAAGUUGUACACUGGACACCCCCCACGUUUACUGAUAACGUCAGAGUGAUUAGGGUGACGUCCAGGAAAAAUCCAGGCGAUGUAUUCCACCUUUUCUCAACUAUUGUGAGUUACACUGCCUACGAUCAGGCGAAAAAUACAGAAACGUGUUCAUUCACCGUUAAUGUCAAGAGUAAGUUUGUGUGAUUCUUUUCAUUUUGUAGAGCAUUUUCUAGUUAAAAGUCAUAGUACAAUUUUAUGUUAACUUCGCUUUAAGCUUGUACAUGUACCUCUACACUCUGUAAUCUAUUAAAAAACCAAUGCCUAAUCUUAGACUUGCUUUCGUCUUCUUGUUCCUCUCUUAUUGUUUUCCUUUGCUGAAACAUAUUAGCUUGCAAAGUUAAAAAUUGUAUCCCAAAUUAAAGUAUUUGUCACAACAAAUUCAUCUCACUGUUAACCCAGACUCAUACCCAGUCGCUAUUUAAGUGUUUUUUGGGAUGAGAGAAGAUUGGGGAUUAGGUUGAGGCGCGUGCGGGGUAUCAUGGGAAGGGAAGAAGGAAAAAAAAAGCUUCCUUCUUCCCUUCCAAUGAGACCCCGCGCGCGCCGCAACCUAAUCCCCAAUCUUCUUUCAUCCCAAAAAACACUUAAAUAGCGACUGGGUACGAGUCUGCUGUUAACCUAAGACGUAAUAGGGACCUUAAGUAACAAGAAUGUUGAUGUCCCGGAUGUCACUAAUGGCAACCGGAAGUUGUUAUUUUAUCUCUUUCAGUGCUCUGACUCGCCAAGUUCGUACAGCGGGAGUUAAAACAAAGGCAUUCAGAUUCGUUGUGUAAAACAGAAGUGUUCCAUCGAGCGAGAUAUCAAUCUUCCGGUUGCUAUUCAUGGCCUCCAGGGCUUCAGCGUUCUCGUUGCUCAUAUUUUCAAAACUCGCCAAUAUUUUUCAAAACCGGUCUUCAUGCAAGGUAAUUCAAGGCAGUCGUGAAUUCUGGAUUCCACGCUGUGGAUUCAGGUACAGGAAUCCAGAUCCCUUGUUAGCCGAACUUGGAUUCCGGGUUCCAAUCGUUAGCGGGAUUCCAGAUUCCUUGAGCUGCAAUUCCGGAUUUCACAAGAAAAAAUUUCUCGGAUUCCGGAUUCCACAAGCAUAAAUUUCCCGUACAUGAGGUAAUGUUGAUAACCAACCACGGAUGCCUCUUUGAAAAUUAUUUUGUAUUUGUUUCCUCUGAUUUUACCAGAAUUAGGAUGCGACCUUUCUCCUUCGCCACCAGAAAAUGGUGCUUUGACCUGCAGCAAUUAUGGUGGAUCAUCAUUUUGUACACUCUCCUGUAACGCGAACAAAAAGCUCUUCAAGAACGUUUAUUAUAUACAUUGCGAAAAAGGAUCAAGUCCAAAAUGGAGCGAAAUACCUGAUUGUGUUGGUAAGUAACGUUUCAGCAACGAACCUUAUGUAGUUGCAGCUGUAGUUGAUGCUGUCCUUGUUGUCUGUCCAGCUUCGUUCUCCCACCUCGUCAAAUUAUAUUGUUUCAUGUUUGUGCACAAGAUUUCCACUCGGGUGGUUUGUGUAAUUACUACAAGAAACUCCAAAGGAAGUGUUUAUAUUAAUGAUAAGUAAUUUGCUAGUAGUUGCCAGAUCUUACAAAAGUUGCUAUACUUGUAUCGUAAGUAUCUUUUACUGCAGAUUCUAGCUUGAAAACAACGGGCCGACCUUUCAAGCUUGACUGUGUUGUAAUGUUGUAAUCCCGUUUUUAUAGUUUGUUUCAUUUCAAAUGCAGAUUAUUUAAAUCCAGAGGCUGAUGGUUCUUGUGAAAUCAGUUAUGUGAAACAAGGAAGCUUAAAUGGGGCGUUUGCGGAAGACAUUUGUGGUCAGUGUUAUUUUGUUUAUUUAUUUGCUUGUCUCGUGUUAUUUUGGUGGAAUUUAUUCGUCCAUCAUUCCAUUCAAUAACUCUCUAUCCACCAAUAGAGCGUUUUCAUAUGACAUUACGUCAGCCAUCCAAACCAGUCCUAUGGGAGUUGAAUCCUUUUCUUAUGUAAACGCUUUCUUUUUUCCAAAAAAUUUACUUAGAAGCUGCCCAAGUAAGUGAAAACGCUCUAUAUCCAUCGGGCUUUCCAUCAAUCCAUCAGUCCUUCUGUCCAUCCCUCCCUCCCUCCCUUCAUUCUUUUCUUCACUCCCUUCUUCCUUCCCUCUCUCCUUAAUUUCCUCCUUCUCUCCAUCUCUCCCUUCUACCCUCCCUCCUUUCCUCCCUCCCUCCCUCCUAUUUCCUCCCUCUUUCCCUCCUCCCUUCCUUCCUCCCUUCUUUCCUUCCUUCCUUCCUUCCUUCCUUUCACCCUUCCUUCUUUCCCUCCUUUCUUCCGUCCUUCCCUCUUUCCUUCCAUUCUUCCAUCCCUUCUUCCCUCCGUCGUUCACGCUCUCCCUCCCUUCCCCCUCCCUGCCUCCGUCCCUCGGUCCCUCCAUCCCUCCAUCCACCCAUCUACCUAUCCAUUAUGAAAGGUUCAGGGGUAAAAAAACCUACAAGGUGAAUUAUUUGAAUGUAUUUACAGUUAAGUGUCCCAAGGGGAUGUAUUAUAACAUUACGACAAAGACUUGUAAGAAUUGUGCGACUGGAUACAUAAGCUCACAAGAGGGUUCACUGGAAUGUGAAGCAUGCCCUGAAAUCAGCUCGACACUGGUGGAGGGAUCUAAAAAGUGCACUGGUAAGUUUAUCUCCAAGUGUUUGGUGUCAGAGCCUCAACCUACAAUUUUGUCUCUAUCAAUCUAAGCUGCAGACCUUCCUCUCCUUUAAACAUCGAAAGUGUACUUCCAGCCAGUGGUGCCAUCAUUACAAAGGCUAUCGUUCAUGAAGCCAGGCCGGCAAAUAUUUUUCCUUUUUACAGUCACUAAUGUGUGGGGAAGUAACCGUUUUAGUCGGAUAAAGGAUGAAAGUGGUUGGGGAUACACUAUGUUGACUCAGUUUAAUCUUUUUUACGCAAAUCUUCAGCUACAGAAUAAUUUGGUAUUUGAGUCCGGCGUCUGGUAGGAUUAACUCUUUGACUUUGUCCCAUGAAUAUAGCUCAGUGCUUGGCCGGUCACUUCUCGAACUCUGGGUUUGAUCUGCCCUCAAAUCUUGACCCCUGUGAGCUAUGUCCGAAGAAUACUUUCCAAAAUAAAGUUGGCCAAACGAGUUGUGAGAAAUGUCCUUAUGGAACCACUACAACUUCGACUGGAUCGACAUCAUUGGUCGACUGUGGAGGUAAGCAUUGAGUCCAAUCAAGUAGAAGGGGGUGGAGUGACUCUCCAAGACGGGUUGUCCGGUCUGCCUGAUAGCGAAAAGUCCUUAACUAUGCGCCGACGGGUAGAGGACGGUAGUAAUCUCGUACCUAGAUCUCUUGUUAACGAAGCCAAGGCGAGAUCUGGUCAAGUAAGAAAAUUUAAUUUUAAAUCAGCCACUUAGACUUCAACUGCCUAGAUUGUGUGGAAGUGAGUGUUACCAGUUUGACACACUUCGUCGACGAGAGAUUAGGAUGGUAGAGCUCUUUUAGCGAAGAAUUACAGUUUCUUACUGCCUCAUGUGAUCCCAAAGAAUAUUUAUGGAGAAUCACAUACCUAGUCGUGUAGAAGAUAAAGCAAAGUCAGCAUGAAUAAUUCAUGCUCUUCAGAAGAACAUUGCUUGUUUUCAAAGUCUCUUGACUUAAUCUAAUAUAUUUCGAUUUCUGUGGACAAUUAGGAGUACCAGUUGUCUCUCGAUUUGAACCUAAUCCAAGCAAUGCCACUGAAAAUCAAGCCACCCAGUUUGAAUGCUACGGUCAUGGCUUGCCUCCUCCAACUUUCACCAUCAGGAAGGUGAUGCCAGCGCAAGGUUAGUGUGAUCAAAACAGCCGUAUUUUAGGUUUUUCAACCACAAAUGAUCCUAGAACUGUUUUGCCGUCGCUAGUAGUCGUUGUUAAGGUCGGUGGUUUCAGGUUGCGAGACUUCUGGGCUGAAUGGAGGCUCAGCAGUGGAGAAUUCUGUGGUGCAACCGCUAUACUGGCCUGCGAAAACAGCCGUUUCUCCUCGCUCCUCGCCUCUGGGGACGUUUCGCGAGGAGGAACGGCUGUUUUCGCAGGCAACUGCCAUACAAUCCAGUUUAACCUAGCGGUGUCUUACUGUUUAUCUAUUAUUUGCUUGAGUCCAUUUAGGUCUUACCUAGCAGUGAUUUUGUUACCUCUGCGUCCUGCGUACCCGAGGCAUAAAAAUCCCAAAAGACGCAAAAUAAUUUGUGGCAUGGGUCCCGUAGGACGCAAAGAUCGAUUGUUUUUUGUAGAAUAUCCUGUUUGUGUGAUUUCUGUGGCUGUUCUUGUGGCUGUUGUUAAAAACACGCUUAUUUCUUUUAGUCUUUGUUGUGCUUUACAAUAGGAGGAGUACAUUUUUAUUUCAGUAAACUGCAAUACAGAGUUUUGGUGUCUGUCUUCACAUUAACUGUGUGGUUACAAAAGACCCAGGAACUCACUGUUUUUUGAACUGGGACUUAACGGUUCUAGACUGGAACUCAUAAUUUUUCAAAAGAUGAGUUCCAGGAUUCACCAUAACUAUUUGUAACAAAAUCACCGACCUUGUAGAAAUAAAUUUGACUGUGUGUUCGUUUUUUAGAGGGUUUCGGCGGCCCUGUAAUACAAGACUCACCAUAACUAUUUGUAACAAAAUCACCGACCUCGUAGAAAUUAUUUUGACUGUGUGUUCGUUUUCAGAGGGUUUCGGCGGCCCUGUAAAACAAGAGUACAUUAGUGGACCAGAAGGCAAACGAAUCGGUCUCCGCUUUAUCAUCACCAGAGUCACACAGUACGACAAGGGUGCGUACGAAUGCAAAGUAGAGAAUAACUUUGGCACUGACCGCAAGUACCUUCAUGUCAACGUAGCUUUGGACUUUAACAACGGUUAG
Porites evermanni is the source of this 23921-nucleotide messenger RNA. Lineage: Eukaryota; Metazoa; Cnidaria; Anthozoa; Scleractinia; Poritidae. The record is from the annotation of a GenBank genome assembly.